AUGUUUUCGGAUUUGGUUUGCAAUAGGGGAACAGUUGUAAUUAGUGGAGGCCUUGGUGGUGUUGCUAUUGAUAUGUCAAGAUGGAUGAUUAAAAAGCGUGCUGUUAAAAGAAUAGUACUCCUAUCACGAAGAAAUAUUGAAGAAUUAAAGCAAAAUAGUUCGCAGUUAAACGAUUUGAUGAAUUUAAUACAAAUUGCUAAACGGCAUAAUGCAUCUGUCGAAGUUAUGAAAGCAGAUGUGACGGAAUUGGAUCAAGUAGUAGAAGUUAUUCGUCGUAUUAAUGAAAAUAGUAAAUAUCCGGUGCGUGGUAUUAUACAUAGCGCAAUGGUAUUACAUGAUUGUUUAUUAGCAACUAUGACACAAGAAAUGUUAUCUAAAGUUAUGCAGCCUAAAGUCUGCGGUGCAUGGAAUCUACAUUAUGCAACAAAAAUACUAUCAUGCCCAAUUAGUUUUUUCAUAAUGCUUUCAUCUAUUCGAAAUCAUAUGAGCGACGUAGGACAAUCGAAUUAUACUGCUGGUAAUAAUUUUCUUGAUGCUAUUGCUCACUGGAGAUUUAAUUGUAAAAAUCUUCCAGCACUUUCCGUUAGUUUACCGGCAAUUUCUGGAGCUGGUUAUAUUCAUAAAAAUCCAGGAGAUCUAGUUCAGACCUUACAGUCGAAAGGAAUAUUUUUGAUGCCAGCUGUUUAUGUAUUUAAAAUGAUUGAACAAUUACAUUUCAUUCAACAACAACAACGAAUAAUAAAAACAGACUUUUCUUCACCUAUUAUGUUUGUUUUGAAUUGGAAACCAUUACUUUCUUCAAGUACGAAUUUUUCUUCAAGACUUAUUAGUAUCGCUAAGGAAUACAUGAAUAGCAAAGAAGUACAAGAAGAAGAAGCAAUUAUUGGACAUAUCAAUAAUGUUAAGAAUCAAUCAUCUUCAUUACUUUCAACGUUAGAUAUUGAUAUUGAUACAAUAACAAAUAAAAUUCGCCUGUCAAUAUCAAAAUUGUUUGGUGCCCUAAGUGUGGACCGUGUUGACUUAGAUAAACCACUUAUACAUCAGGGUAUGGAUUCAUUAGUUGCUGUUGAAAUUUGUAAUUGGUUGGGAAAGGAAAUGUCUGUUACUGGUCCUCUUGUUGAGUUACUACAAGGCAUGUCGAUUAAUGAGCUUGCCUCGUAUGUACGAGCUAAACUGCACAGUCGACAAACGAAUGUCAAUGUUGAAUUGAAUAAUAACAAAAUCAACGAGUCAUUGGGUAUUGAAACCGAUAAUGACAACGAUACAAAUUCCUUAUUUAAUGUCGAAAACAAUGACAUAAUAGAAUCACAAACUCGUCAUACGGGUACUUCACUUAUUAUUCCACUUCAUCAUUCGUCCUUUAGACAACUGUUGUUUUGUAUACAUGAUAUGAUUGGUCGACCUCAAACAUUCAAUCAAUUAGCACUUAAAAUUAGUCAAGUUUAUCAAAAUGAAUCGCCAUCAAUUUUUGCUUUUCGGGCAAGUGGCUAUGAAUCAGAUGAACCAUAUAUUCAAUCAGUUGAAAUGAUUGCCGAAGAAUAUAUAUUGCAAAUGAAACGAAUGCAACCGACUGGACCAUACAAUUUAGUUGGCUAUUCAUUUGGUGGACUUAUUGCAUACGAAAUGGCACGCCAGUUAUAUAACUAUCAUGGAGAAACAGUUAGAUCAUUGAUAUUAAUUGAUCCUCCAGUACCAGCUAAUGAAAAUCUGACAAUACCUACAGGAAUUACUGAAAACCAAUAUUGGUCCUUUGGAGCAUUGGGUUUUAUAUAUAGUUACCUAAUGUUGAAAGAAAAUAGUUUUUAUCAUUCAAUGGAUGAAAUAAUGAAAUCAAAAGUGUCAGAACAACAGCAAAAGGACAUCGAACAGGAAAUGAUGCCAAAAGCAUUACAAGCAUUAAAACAACGAUUUUAUCCAUUAAAAGACAAUGAUGUUGAUUCUUCGGGAAAUCAACAACAUUCAACAACAGAAAAGAUGUUUCAAAUUAUCAAAACACAAUAUAAAGCAAUAAAUCAUUAUACAUAUAGUUCAGCAAUUGAUUUAAAUCGUAGUGAAAUAGGGAAAAAUGCAAUUAUGUUUACCUUAAACGAGAAUAACAAUAGUAAUAGUUCUAAUGCGAAAACUAACGUACAUCUAAAUCGGCAAUUUUCGGCAGGUAGAAAUGAAAAUAUAGAACAAAAGCAUCAACUUUGGGAAAACUUGUUACCUAAUCUUAAAAUUGAAGUAGUACCAGGUAGCCAUUAUACAGUUUUACAGCCACCAUUUGUUGAUCUCAUCGUACAAAAAUUAAUAACCCUGAAUAUUUUGUAA
This is a messenger RNA of Didymodactylos carnosus, 2310 nucleotides long. The record is from the annotation of a GenBank genome assembly. Lineage: Eukaryota; Metazoa; Rotifera; Eurotatoria; Philodinida; Philodinidae.